AUGGUUGGACGCCGGGCCAGUUUCCCGGAAUAUGUGGAUUGGUUAGCAGAAUUCCGAAAGAAGGGUGCUUUUCAGUUCGUGUCUCAAAAACGAACCUUCCCUCUGUCCACUGCCUUAACCAAACAUCCAAAAGCAAGGUCGUACGAAGAAAUAAAGAAAAGUGUGCUGAAUUCGGUCAGAGUUAAGGAAGCUAUAGCGGAUGAAGUGGCUCGAAGUGGUGAUUCAGCUGCCAAAGUGCAAGGUGACGCGGAAGCCAUCUUGAAGAUGAUGGCUCACAAUUGGGGGCUCAAAAGCACCCGGACCUUUGGUUUCGCCGUCUCAAAGGUGUUAGAGCGAAUAUUCGACUCCGUUUACGUGAACGCCAGUCAGCUGGAGCAAAUUCGAGAACUGUGCAAAACCGCAUCGGUGGUGUUCAUGCCGUCACAUAGAACUUACCUCGACUUCCUUCUCCUUUCACUGUUUUGCUUCGAAUAUGAGGUUCCCCUGCCAGCGAUUGCUGCCGGUAUGGACUUCACGAAUUCCUGGUUUAUGAGCGAAGUCCUGCGAAGGUGUGGGGCGUUCUACAUUCGGAGGUCAAUUGGUCAGGACCACUUAUACUGGGCCAUUCUUUCUGAGUAUGUGCAAACACAUGUUAUUCAUGGCGACCGACCCGUAGAAUUUUUUGUCGAAGGAACAAGAAGCCGUGUAGGCAAAAGUCUCCAUCCCAAAUACGGUCUCCUUCAGAUGGUUCUUGAGCCGUAUCUCAGAGGAAAAGUAUACGAUAUACUUGUAAUUCCGGUGACGACUAAUUAUGAUAAGUUAUUGGAAGAAAUGCUGUACGCUUACGAAUUACUGGGAUUUCCGAAGCCAAAAGAGAGUACAUCAGGACUUCUCAAAGCUCGUGAUUUUUUGAAUAAGCGAUUUGGUAGAUGCUUCAUGACAUUUGGCGAACCGAUAUCUGUUCGUAACUACUUCGGAACGUCACUUCAUCGAUCUCAGUUCAUAUGUCAGCGCCUGGCCGUCGGCCCUGUUGACGUGUUUAAUUACCAACAAAUCCUCUCCGAUGUGUUGGAUCUACUACGAUUAGUGGAAAGCCUUGGUGUUACCGUACAUAUCGAUCAAAGCGUUGACGAGGAUCUGAGGUACUACAUGGAACUGCACGCAAGCAUGUUCCUCUGUAAGGAUAGAGCUCUAGAAGACUUUCACAUGAAGUUGGUCGAAUUUCCAGUUCUGGAACCUGGAAACGUAGAACGUGCCAUCAUGGAGUUGUCAAUUGGCCGCUUGCUUCUCGCCACAUACUCUAAUACGGUAAAGCCUAAUCCGUUGGAUAUGUGCAAUUUCUUCAAGCUCUCCAAUCUCAAUGUUAGAAGCCUGUGGAGCGAGAACGGCUAA
Haemonchus placei is the source of this 1371-nucleotide messenger RNA. The record is from the annotation of a GenBank genome assembly. NCBI's taxonomy places the organism in Eukaryota, Metazoa, Nematoda, Chromadorea, Rhabditida, Trichostrongylidae.